Laetiporus sulphureus 93-53 is the source of this 1032-nucleotide messenger RNA. RefSeq lists its product as uncharacterized. The coding region runs from base 421 to 1032 and encodes 203 amino acids. The transcript is spliced from 2 exons. The record is from RefSeq and is a predicted model, not a curated record. NCBI's taxonomy places the organism in Eukaryota, Fungi, Basidiomycota, Agaricomycetes, Polyporales, Laetiporaceae.
CAGGAUAAUAGAGUGAGGGUCACAGGGAGGCGCACUCGGGUAGACGUCGGAAUCUAAAAUGUACUCCGUGAAUGUGGCCCAUGCGUGCAUGCAGCAACGCACUCGCAGAACGAUGUGGCAUGUCGUCAUGAUUUACUAUUCUCGAGCACGGCAAUCACAGGCUGAGGACCGGUAAACAUGGUGAGCGACGGGUAGUAAUUCGUCAUAGCAGGAAGGAUAGGCAGACCCGCUAUGGCUGGGAACACGGUCCAGACAAUCGUCUUUGAGGAUGUUCGGUGAAUCGGCGCUCAUCGGACGACUGCGAAGCUUUGCAGAAUGUUGGAAAGGGUCGCUAAGCCCGGCUUUUGAGGUCCUGCAGAAGAUCGAUGAUUGGAAUCUCCAGCAGACCGUGGAAACCGCAGCCUGGUUUGGUGGAUCACUAUGGCCACGGCGAGGAUAAAGGGCAAGUCUGGACAGAGAAAACCCCCUCCAGUGAGAGAUGGAAAUGGGGUGGGCAAUGUACCAAUGAAGGGUGAUAUAUCGCCGCCAGACCCUUCCAAGAUGAGACAGGAUCGCGUCCGCGCACAGCCCAUCGUAAACAAAGGAUCAUCGAUUUUGCAAACCCCACGGAUAUCGGAGCGUCGAGAACUUGCCAGGGGCGGCGCGCACCACCGUGGAAUUUUCGCGUCCCCGUGCAAACUCGGAACAUUCCGCAGGCCAUCGUCUUUGUCGUGCAAGGUUGCACCUAGACCGUCCGCCGCCGAGCAACGCACAGGACAUACAACGGUUCUGCAUCUCCGUUUUGAUCUGCCUUCACUACAGGAGGGGCUGCCACAUAUGUGCAGUGCGCCCAGACUGACUGCCGCAGGGUCUGGACGCGCAAGAGGACCCCGACAACUGCCCCGUGGGGAUCACGGCGAUUUGCGGAUGCGCCCGCGCCCGCCGCGGGGCACCGGCGACGGUGCCAAGCGCCUACAAGGACUGCCCGUGAUGCCCGCCGCGCGGACCAAUAAUCAGGGCAUAGUUCUCGUCAGGGAGCUCAGCACAGAGUGA